GUACGCGAACUGUUAUCCAACAGCUAUAGAAAUGGUAGCGAGUGGUAGGGUAGAUGUUAAACCGUUAAUCACCCACAGGUUUACCCUGGAAGAAACUGUUAAAGCAUUUGAAACCGCUAAAACGGGAGCUGGAGGUGCGAUCAAAGUUAUGAUAAAGUGCUGAUCAAUUGAUGAUCAAAUGAUGAUCAAUUGAUGAUCAAGUGCUGAUCAAUUGAUGAUCAAAUGAUGAUCAAUUGAUGAUCAAGUGCUGAUCAAUUGAUGAUCAAUUGCUGAUCAGUGUAAGAUCAAAUAAUGAUUCGUGUAUGAUCAAGUGCUAAUCAGUGAAGGAUCAAGUGCUGAUCAGUGUAUGAUCUAUUGCUGAUCAGUGUAUGAUCAAGUGCAGAUCAGUGUAUGAUCAAUUGCUGGUCAAUAUAUGAUCAAUUACUAAUCAGUGUAUGACCAAGUGCUAAUCAGUGUAUGACCAAUUGCUAAUCAGAGUAUGAUCAAGGGCUAAUCAGUGUAUGAUCGAGUACUGAUUAGUGUAUGAUCAAGUGCUGAUCAGUGUGUGAUCAAGUGCUGAUCAGUGUAGGAUCAAGUGUUGAUCAGUGUAUGAUCCAGUGCUGAUCAUUUUAUGAUCAAGUUUUGAUCAGUGUAUGAUCCAGUGCUGAUCAGUGUAUGAUCAAGUGCUGAUCAGUGUAUGAUCAAGUGCUGACCUGUGUAUGAUCAAGUGAUAAUCAGAUUAUGAUUAAUUGCUGAUCAGUGAAUGAUCAAGAACUGAAUAAGUAAUGAUCAAAAACUGAUCAAUCGAUUAUCAAGAUUGAUCAAGGUGGAUCAAGAUUUAUCAAGGAUGAUCAAGGACUGAUCAAUUCAAUAAAUAAAUGAUUCAGUGCUUAACAGUUUCGAAAUAUUGUUCAUUUAGUGAUUUGUAAUUCUUAAUCAAACUUUAUUCAAUUUUUAUAAUCAUAUUGAUAUUAUAUAAUGUCAAAAUCUGAUUAAAAUUGUAUUUCAUUUAUUGUUUAUAUAUGUAUAUUGUAUUAUCAAGUGGUGAAAAGUUCAAAUACUGAUCCUAACUCAUCGGAUACUGAUCAAUUGCUGUUUUGUUGAUCAAAUACUGAUCGAAAACUGAUAAAAUACUGUUCAAAUACUUGUCAAAUGCUGAUCAAAUGCUGAUCAAAUGCUGAUCAAAUGCUGAUCAAAUGUUGAUCAAAUACUUAACAGGAUAUGAAUUCGCUAUAAUCGAAAUUGAUCAAACUCAGUGCAUUUUACUAAUCAGCUAACUUUUUGUUAAAAAA
Messenger RNA from Eurytemora carolleeae, 1271 nucleotides. Its product is annotated as sorbitol dehydrogenase. NCBI's taxonomy places the organism in Eukaryota, Metazoa, Arthropoda, Copepoda, Calanoida, Temoridae. Gene Ontology annotation, molecular function: L-iditol 2-dehydrogenase (NAD+) activity. Gene Ontology annotation, biological process: D-sorbitol catabolic process. The record is from RefSeq and is a predicted model, not a curated record.